This is a messenger RNA of Athene cunicularia (burrowing owl), 5690 nucleotides long. It is a transcript of the gene HYCC1, whose product is annotated as family with sequence similarity 126 member A. The coding region runs from base 188 to 1735 and encodes 515 amino acids. The record is from RefSeq and is a predicted model, not a curated record. Gene Ontology annotation, cellular component: plasma membrane. Gene Ontology annotation, biological process: phosphatidylinositol phosphate biosynthetic process; protein localization to plasma membrane. NCBI's taxonomy places the organism in Eukaryota, Metazoa, Chordata, Aves, Strigiformes, Strigidae. The transcript is spliced from 11 exons.
AGGUGGCAGCAACAGUUACAAUUGCCGAGAGUUUGCGGUUGAGGUUUGCAAGUAGGAAGUGCCGCAGACUGCAGGGGGGUGUGCCGGUGUAGGCUUCGUUAUUUCACUUCAUGCACGUUAAAGUGAAGGAACUUCCCACGUGCUUUGUGUUUUAAAGGCUGAAGGUUUUUGGAACGGAUGUUGGAAGAUGUUAGCUGUGGAUACUGGGGUUGUGGAGGAGUGGUUAUCAGAGUUCAAGACACUGCCAGAAGCAUCCAUAUCCAGCUAUGCUACAAACUUGAAGGACAAGAGUGCUUUGAUUUCAUCUCUUUACAAAGUGAUUCAGGAGCCACAGAGUGAACUUCUGGAGCCAGUUUGCCAUCAACUCUUUGAGUUUUAUCGCAGUGGUGAGGAACAAUUGCUACGAUUUACUCUGCAGUUUCUUCCAGAAUUGAUAUGGUGCUAUCUUGCUGUCUCAGCCAGCAGAGAUUUGCAGAGCAGUGGAUGCAUAGAGGCUCUUCUCCUAGGAGUUUAUAACUUGGAGAUAGUUGACAAAGAGGGACAUAGCAAAGUGCUGAGUUUCACAAUUCCGUCUUUGUCCAAACCUUCAGUCUAUCAUGAACCUUCCAGCAUUGGCUCCAUGGCUCUCACUGAAGGAGCUUUAUCGCAGCAUGGCUUAUCCAGGGUUGUAUACAGUGGACCUCAUCCUCAGAGGGAGAUGUUAACAGCACAGAACAGGUUUGAAGUGCUGACUUUCCUUCUGCUCUGUUACAAUGCUGCCUUAAGCUACAUGCCUGCAGUUUCUCUUCAGUCGUUGUGUCAAAUUUGUUCAAGAAUUUGUGUCUGUGGAUAUCCUCGCCAACAAGUGAGAAAGUACAAGGGAGUCAACUGUAGGAUUCCAGUUUCAUCUGAAUUCAUGGUGCAAAUGCUAACAGGGAUUUAUUAUGCCUUUUAUAAUGGAGAAUGGGAUCUGGCUCGUAAAGCUAUGGAUGACAUUUUGUAUAGAGCACAGCUGGAACUGUAUCCAGAACCUUUGCUGGUUGCUAAUGCAAUAAAAGCCUCACUUCCUAAGGGUGCCAUGAAAUCUAGUAAAGAAGGUACAAGAUGCAUUCAGGUUGAAAUUACACCUACUUCAUCCAGAAUAUCAAGAAACGCUGUGACUAGCAUGUCUAUCCGAGGGCAUAGAUGGAAAAGGCAUGGUAAUGCUGAUUUAGCAAUUCAAGAAGAACUGAUAGAAGUAUCUGAAACUGAUGAAGGGUUUUACUCUAGGGCUACUUCUAGUACAAGUCAGUCUGCUCUAUCUAACAGCAGCAACACGAGCAGUAAGAAUCUUUUAGGGAAGAGCCAACGAAGGUCUGGAGGAAGCAAAGCUGGAGGAAAAGAAAAAGAAGGAGAAACCUGCAGAGAACACUUGUCACGAAAACAAACUCAGAGAGCCAUGAGUGAGAAUCUAGAGCUUGUCUCUCUGAAGAGACUGACACUGACAACUAGCCAGUCCCUGCCUAAGCCUGGCAGCCAUAGUCUGGCCAGAACAACCACUACUGUGUUUAGUAAAUCAUUUGAACAGGUCAGUGGUGUCACAGUUCCAAAUAAUCGUGGUGGUGUAUCUGGUACAGAGGCAAACAGGUUUUCAGCUUGCAGUCUUCAGGAGGAAAAACUGAUGUAUGGAACAGAAAGAACAGAUCUUCCAAUUUUAAGCAAACAACCUAAUCAGCAGCGACCUCCCAGUAUUAGCAUAACUUUGUCAACAGAUUGAUAUUGAAAUGGCAAGUAUGAAAAAUAAGAUAUUGAGGGUUUAUGCUGAUAUUGGUACAUUAUGCUCCUUAAUAUACUAUAUAUUGCUUUCUUAUCAAGCCCAUAAAUUCUUAUUCGGCUAACAUUUGAUGGUAAUAGUGGAUAGAUAACAGUUGUAAUUAUUUUGCAUCAACUUCUAGUAGCUUGGAAAGUUCCUCUUUGUCUUGCUGUAUUUAUACACCUAAUUGAUUUUGAAGUUUACAGCUUCACCAGUCUAACGGGCAUUGAUUCGGUUGGUUAGCCACUGACCAAAUGGGAGCAAAUAGAGCCACUGCCCCAGAUUCUGCUUUUUCACUACCAUUUGAUAUAGGCAAAACUGCAAGUACUUGUUUUAUUUAACAGGAGUCUUGCAGUAUAGUAUGGGCAUGAAAUUUUGGAACAGCAUUGUAAGAACCAUUCUCUUAUGGUAACCUUACAUGUAAGCACAGCUUUCUCAUGGAUAAAACUAGAAGCAUCAGUUCAGUGUUUGACACUAUGGCGGGUUUUGUAAUGGUAGUUAGUAUAUGUUGCGAUGUUCAUACUUUUUUAUGCCUACAUGAGUCUGAAUUAUAGAUGCAUUUUGGUUUUUCUGUACGUCUUUGAACCAGGGCCAAAAGUCAUACAGAAGCAGUACUUGUGGAUGGGAGUUCUUACAAGUUGCUAUAGUAUCACACAAUUUAUAAGUCUAAAGAGUGACACAAUCUGUCUGUCUUUCAGAUUCUUAAAUAUCGGGCACAAAGCUACUCACCGAAAAGUCGUUGUCAUCAGUUUUUUUAUUAUUUUUGGGGAAGAGAUGUGCUUAUGUCAUGAUGUUGUGUAGGAAAUAAGGUAUGAACCUCUUGUACUGACUCAAGCAAAUCAGGAAUGUGUUUAACAUGAACUUGUUACUUGAGACUAAGAAUAUUACCAAAGGAUGCGUACUUUCAAUAACUUGCAAGCACAAAGGGAAAUUAUAAUGUAAAUAUAACUAGCACUGUAAUUCCUAGUCUUUUAUAUCUAUUAUUUUUCUAGUUUGAAAUUCUAAAGCAGCAGCCUGUUCAAGGUUACCUCACCAAACUAACUGAAAGUUAAAGGUUACCUUGUUUAAUACCAACUUCUAAAAUAUUAAUAUUUUAAUUAAAAAUGGACAUUAAAACUUAUUAUGCAAAAACUUGAACAAUAGCUGACAAAACCACUCCAGUAGCAGCAAUUAGCUGAUAAACAGAUAAUGUUUUAUUAUGAGUAGAGACAUAGGAUGAAGGCCUAAGGCAGUCAUUCCCAACUGUCCAGGUUUCUGCAGCUAGUGAUCCCUUAUUGUGAAGAACCCUGUAACAGAGCAAACACUAAAAUUCUGGUAGAAUUUCCUAUUUGCCUGGACAUAAGUUUAGAUAUCCUUCUUCGACCUAAACUGAAGCACAAGUAACUUUUAAUCAGAUAAUUGCUAUAAACAUGAAUAACAUUACUAAGCUGGUUAAUUAACGUAAAGAGAUCAGGAGACAUAGUUGAUAGGGACAAGUAAGUUGUAUAAUUCUGCUUCUAAGACUGCAGACUAGGUGUGUACGUAUCUUAAUACUCACCAAAGUAUAUGGAAUAGCUGCAUCAGUCUGUAGGUGUCUGUCUUCACCUAAGAGCCUGAGUUUAAAUGGAUGUGCCACACUUUUUUCAUUCUCCAGUUUGUUGUGUGAAACUGUUUUAUUCGAGUAAUGCAGUAUUUCACCUUUUUAUAGUAAAGUGUUUUCUUAAUUGUACAUGAAAACUUACAUUCCUAAUGUAUAAACUACAAGUUUGUCCUGUUUAGUGUUUAAUACUUUGGCCAGUGAAAUAAACUAGUUCUUUGAAGUCGUAUGGUUUUGUAAAUACAUUGUACAGCUGAAAAUUUUGCCUCUCUUUUUACAGGUUUUUCUGCAGUACAUGUUAGACAGUACAUUUGUUUCACAUUGACUAAUACACAUGGCUGGUGGAGCAUGCAUAACCACAAGCAAUAGAAGGAUUUUAGGCAGGUGAUAGCAGACGUUGGCUAGCACUACACAUACUGAAUGCAGAGCUCUUCCUUUGCUACAGAUUUGUACUAGAUAUUACAAAGAAAUAACUUGCAGAACUUAGAGUUGCUUCCUGAUCUGCUCUGCAGUGCAGCAUUUAAGAAUACUUUGGAAACAUUUUACGUUAAUUUACAUUGAAACAUAAACCAGAAUCGUUAAAUUGUAGUUGACAAACGUUUGUUGUGAUGGUAUUAGUUGUGAUGGUAUUAGUUGUUAAUGUUAAGUGACUAGAUAUUUUUUUUAAGUAAUUCUACUGGUUUUGUUUUGUUUCAUUUAGUUCAUGAUUGUUUAUCUCCACAGUAGACACUCUUUCAAGCUGGGUGUUGGUAUAAAAGAUGUUUAUUAUACUGAGAAGAUUUAGUCACUUUAGUUAUAAAUAAUUAGAAUUUCAAAGGAUCUAAAAUGCCAUAAAAUGUAGAUAUGUAACAUAAUGUUUACAGUACUGUUGGCUACAAGUCAGACAGUGUUAAAUUGAAAUUAGUUUAUCCUUUUAUUUUAUCCAGCUAAUUAUUCAAACUGGUCUGGCUUGAACCCAAGACAUAGGCUCAUAUUGAUACAACUAAAAUUACAUAAAUACGUUUUUGAGAAAAUGAUAAAAGGAAAGGUUCUUGGUUGUAAAGGUUGCUGUUCCUAUACGUAUAUGGCUUCAUAUAAAUAGGUAUGUAUUGGUCUCUGGAACAACUUUUACACAGUGAGCAUGUUUUUGUGAACUGACAUCACACCUUGAUACUGAUCAAGUCUAAAGAAUUUAUUUCCUUACUUGAGUAGUAAAGCUUUCAGUUGUGCUUCUUUCUUUUCUUAAAAAUGGAAAAGAAAAACACCCACAACCCAAAAAACAGGAUAGGGGAGAGGGAGAGCAGAAUUAUUUGUUGUCCAAAUAUUCAUGGUGCAGGAUUGGAGAGGAGGAGAAGGAAGGGGGGAAGGAAAUGGAUAUUAAUUCUUUGACAAUAUUUUUAAAAUAAAACUUUUGGGUUUUCAGCAUUAUGUGAUCACUUUAGACUGAUGAAUGAAAAAUGUGUAUUAAAGAAUUAGAGGUCUAACAGCAUAAGGAAAAGCUAUUAAGACAUCCCAUAUUGUAGUAUACCUGUGAGUGGGUAGUUCUGGUGAAUAUUCUCCCAACAUCAUACAUGGGUGCAGCAUUCUUCAGGAAAAAUGUUAUGUAGGAACGAAUCAUCUCAAAUUACAUGAAGAGAAGUUUUAACGCUGACAUUUAUAACUGACCUUACUGCUUUAAAUCAAAGGGCACUGUUUCCAGUGAUGGCUUUGAACAGCAACACUUUCAAAACUCUGAAGCUGUGAAGAAUUAUUUUUGUUGUGAGAAUAUGUAUCAUUUGUGCAAAAAGCAUAUGGCCUCUAACCACUUGCUGUAAAGCUGCAGUGACUUUUCUGAAGGGAGUGAAAUGUCCUUGAAUUGCCUUGAAUACCUGACAGGUUGGACAGGUACGGAAAUAUAUAGCUAUUUUAGUUACACUUCUCUCUAAGGGGGUCUAUUCUGAUUUCUAUAAGGAUUCUAGAAAUUUCUAAAUUAUUAUGUCUUGAUAUCUUUUGUCAGUGUUUGAGGCUUGCAGUGCUGUAUAUAGGUGUGUAAUAUAUUGCUUUUUGUAUUUAUAUAAUUCUACUUUUAAGACUAGGUGUGUACACUUCUUAAUAUUCACCAAAGUCUGUGGAAUAACUGCAUCAGUCUACAGAUGUCUGUCUUCACCUGAGAACCUGAGUUGAAAUGAAUGUGCCACGCUUUCUCAUAUUCCUUGGUUUCUCAUGUGACACUGUUCUGUGUUUUAGUAACUCAGUAUUUUGCUUUUUUUACAGUGAAGUGUUCUCGUAAUUGUAUAUGAAAACUUACAUUCCUAGUGUAUAAAUGACAAGGUUGUCUUGUUUAAUGUUUAAUAACUUGGGCAGUAAAAUAAACUUUUUUGAAGU